Molecule: messenger RNA, 654 nt
Organism: Perkinsus marinus ATCC 50983
Lineage: Eukaryota; Perkinsozoa; Perkinsida; Perkinsidae
Exons: 1
Coding region: 1-654 (217 amino acids)
Source: RefSeq, a predicted model, not a curated record
AUGUCCACAUUGAGCUCGAUAACAUUGAAACUGUGUGAUCGGUUGGCAGCCCUCAGAGGGGCGGUCACUUCGUGGGAGGUUUAUGUGAAGCUAGUCUACAUCAAGUACUGGGUCGUUAUCAAACUUGAUCUACUGCGAAUCCAAUUCGAGCGGAAGAUUCUCUUGAGGCCAUCUACUGAGCCUGUGGUGAAGGCUCUCCGAUCCUGCGGGAUGAGGCCGGCAGCCGAUGACUCCGCCCUCUCUGGCGGCUAUGUUGGAGCCGUGAGGAAAGUGAAAAUUGAGGCUAGCCAGAGUGAUGGGCAUCCCGACAGUGUUGUGGUGAAGAGCAUUCCGGAGACUUUCGGAGCCCGCAUGUUCGCUGGUAUGUUCGGCAGUGCUCAGCGCGAGGCCCGGUUCUACGUCGAGAUAGCGUCAAGUCUACCGGUUCCCAUUCCCAAGGUUUAUCUGAGUAAAUGGAGUAGGGCCAGAGGAAGCGAGUUGAUUAUUAUGCAGAACGUCGGCGAUGGUUUGUUGGCUGAGGAGCUGAAGAAAUGCAAAGAUCCACAGAAAUUGGUUGAGGAAUCAUUUAAGGUCGCUGCCAGAUUCCACGCUAAAUACUGGGGAGCAACGCCGUCUACUCUCACACAGACUCUCUUAGCCAAUACUCUUGGCUGA